AUGGCAGACGAUGAUGUUGCAGCUUUAGUCAUUGACAAUGGCUCCGGUAUGUGUAAAGCCGGAUUUGCUGGUGAUGAUGCGCCUCGAGCCGUUUACCCGUCCAUCGUAGGUCGACCUCGCCAUCAAGGUGUCAUGGUUGGAAUGGGUCAAAAAGAUUCUUAUGUCGGUGACGAAGCUCAAAGCAAGAGAGGUAUCCUUACCUUGAAAUAUCCUAUCGAACACGGUAUUGUCACCAAUUGGGAUGAUAUGGAAAAGAUCUGGCAUCAUACUUUCUACAACGAAUUGCGUGUAGCUCCAGAAGAGCAUCCCGUCUUAUUGACGGAAGCUCCCUUGAAUCCUAAAGCAAACCGUGAAAAAAUGACUCAAAUCAUGUUUGAAACAUUCAACAGCCCUGCCAUGUACGUCAACAUCCAAGCCGUACUCUCCUUGUAUGCUUCUGGUCGCACAACUGGUAUUGUCAUGGAUUCUGGCGAUGGUGUUAGCCAUACUGUCCCCAUCUAUGAAGGUUACUCUCUACCCCAUGCCAUUAUACGUCUGGAUUUAGCUGGCCGCGAUUUAACCGAUUACUUGAUGAAAAUUUUAACCGAACGUGGCUAUAGUUUCACCACCACUGCUGAACGUGAAAUUGUGCGCGACAUGAAAGAAAAGUUAACUUAUGUUGCAUUAGAUUUUGAGCAAGAAAUGCAAACUGCCGCCUCCAGUUCAAGUCUGGAAAAGAGCUACGAAUUGCCUGAUGGUCAAGUCAUCACCAUUGGCAAUGAGCGAUUCCGUUGUCCUGAAACUCUCUUCCAGCCUGCUUUCAUCGGCAUGGAAUCAGCUGGUAUUCAUGAAACGACCUACAACUCCAUCAUGAAAUGCGAUGUCGACAUUCGUAAAGACUUGUACGCUAAUAUUGUAUUAUCCGGCGGUACGACCAUGUUUGCUGGCAUUGCUGAUCGUAUGCAAAAGGAAAUUUCUGCCUUGGCACCUCCAACCAUGAAGAUUAAGAUUGUUGCUCCUCCUGAAAGGAAAUACUCCGUUUGGAUCGGAGGAUCCAUCUUGGCUAGCUUGUCUACCUUCCAACAAAUGUGGAUCUCCAAGCAAGAAUAUGAUGAAUCUGGCCCAUCCAUCGUUCACCGUAAAUGCUUCUAAAAUGGUCGUUCAUAGGCUGAAUAAAUUUCUUUCAAUUUCUUAUUAUUCCAAAGCUCUACUAUUUAAUCUGCAAUGACAAUUUCCAUAAUUAAUUAUAAUAAAAUUG
Messenger RNA from Trichoplax adhaerens, 1237 nucleotides. Its product is annotated as non-muscle actin 6.2. The transcript is spliced from 2 exons. The coding region runs from base 1 to 1131 and encodes 376 amino acids. The record is from RefSeq and is a predicted model, not a curated record. NCBI's taxonomy places the organism in Eukaryota, Metazoa, Placozoa, Uniplacotomia, Trichoplacea, Trichoplacidae.